This is a messenger RNA of Argiope bruennichi, 1603 nucleotides long. RefSeq lists its product as uncharacterized. The transcript is spliced from 5 exons. NCBI's taxonomy places the organism in Eukaryota, Metazoa, Arthropoda, Arachnida, Araneae, Araneidae. The coding region runs from base 301 to 1359 and encodes 352 amino acids. The record is from RefSeq and is a predicted model, not a curated record.
CUCGCGUACACAUAUUUCGAAUAUUCUUCCGAUAAAUUGUAGGAGUGACGCAAGCAGGAGUGAGUGAAUGAAAAUAUAGAAGAAGGAAUUCACAGAGCAGGCGCCACUCCCCCGCAACAAGAAGCUCAGAUAUAUAGAGAACACCCCGAAAAAUCGCUUACUCUGGUUUUCGACUCAGAAGCAACGAGUCGCCUUUGCCUAAGCUCUCUGAUCCUUGUCACCUGUUGAAAGUUGCAGCAUAUUUCGAAUCCCCCCAGUGAAGCUUUUCUUUGAGUCUGUCCCUCUUCCAGCAUCCCAAGGAUGUUCUCUCCUUCCGUCGCUUUCCUUCUGCUGAUGGGAGUCGUCCACUCUUCCAUCUCCAACUAUCCGCAGUUCAAUGCAAUCAAGCAACUGUCGGACAUGGAAAACAAUCUGGAUCCUCUGAAAACCUCGGCGAACAGGAUGGCACUGCAAAGUAAUCGGGUCGUCGGAUGCGACAUGGAAGAAAUUGUCGACAGCGUGGGCUUGAAUGACCUACAAGACCUCAUCGAAGCAGUCGCACUGAGAAAAGGAACAAAUCCAUUUGCGAUUUUGAAGACGCUGUAUAAAAGGAUGAAGAACAGAGAGGAAAUUGAAGAGAACAUGCUGAAUUCCAUCGAUGCUAUUCCUCUUCCUGAACUGCUUAGUCCCUCUAUCAUGGAUGUACCUCCACAGCCACGAUUUCCGCCUGCUCCUAGCAAUACUCCUUACUCCUUGCCUUCGAAUGAUCCCCUCAGCGGCAGUGAAGAGGAAGACGCUAAUGUUGUUAUAAUCCCUGUAGCGCCUGCUGAUCCUAUUCAAAACAGUUUCCCCAAUAUGUUUCCUCCCAUGAUGAAACCAGACUUAAAAGUGAGAAAUGAAGCACCUUUUGUAUUCGGUAACGUAGUACCUACUGUACCAAAGGUGAACCAUGUCUUGCCAGCAGUGUUUCCCAUCUUUCCCAUCCCUAUGAAAAGCAACCACUUAAGACCACCGGUUGGAGCAACUAUUCGAGUGAAUUCUGGUGACGAUUUGAACCCAAUCAAUCGUGACAUCACUGUCACGGUGUCUCCCUUGAUGACCAUCAUAGAGGCUUUGAGGCAAGCUGAAAUCAAAUAUCAGAAUGUUCUUGGUCUUAAUCAUGACAUGGACGUCAUCACUUUUGCUCAUUCGUUAUCUAUUGAUUGCUAUACGGUGAAUCGAAUCAACGAUGUGGUUCAAAAUGAAGACUGGGGUUGGAAAAUCACUAUUAUGGACCGUGAUGGCCUGAUCGUGUACGACGGUUUUUGCUUACCGAAUGGAAAGGAUGUUUUAGUGAAACCAGGAACUCUCAUUUACUUGUCUUACGUUUCUCUGUAUUGAGUGCGUUCAUUUCCUUCAAAGGCUUCAAUUUUAUUCCAGUGCAUGUCGCCGAAUUCUUCAUAACCCCAUCUCAGUUUUUCAUGCUCACGAGACUGCUUCGAGACGUCGUACAAAAGUAUCAUCUGUUAUUGUUUUCAUUUUGAGAACGUGAUUCCUAUUUCUGUUUAGAAAAAUUAGUGUAAAUAUUAUUUAUGAAUUAUAACGUGAUUGAAAAAACUGUAUUUAGUUUCAAAUUGGUAAAAUA